AUGCGAAGAACAGUCGCUCAGUGUUCUGCAGCCAUCGUUUUAGCACUAUCGGGGUGUCCCUCGACUGAUCUCGAGUACGCCGACGAUGUUGUUCUAUUCGCGGAAAGCACUACAAAACUUCAACAUGUUAUCAACCUUGUAUCGAAGUUGACUGCAGCCUAUGGAUUACGUUUACGCCCUGAUGAAUGCAAGCAGAUCUGGUUUUCUUUGAAACCUGGAACGGGAAUUGGGGUAGACCGACAACCGGAACUGGUCGAUGAGUUCUGUUACCUGGAAUGUAUGCUGAAGAACAACGGCAGCUAUGAGAAAGAUAUUCAGCAAAGAUGUGCUAAAGUCAUUUCUGCAUUUAACUCCUUAACGAGGUGCCUGUGGCCGACCCCCAUCACUGACAAAGUCAUGCUGCGAGUCUACCUAUCCACUAUUCACCUCAUCAUGAUGUACGGAUUUGAAACUUAG
This is a messenger RNA of Necator americanus (New World hookworm), 456 nucleotides long. RefSeq lists its product as uncharacterized. The record is from RefSeq and is a predicted model, not a curated record. The transcript has a single exon. The coding region runs from base 1 to 456 and encodes 151 amino acids. Lineage: Eukaryota; Metazoa; Nematoda; Chromadorea; Rhabditida; Ancylostomatidae.